GCACCGCUCGCGCGGCUGGAGUCAAGAUGGAGGAGUAUGCGCGAGAACCUUGCCCCUGGCGCAUCGUGGACGACUGCGGUGGAGCCUUCACCAUGGGCACCAUAGGUGGUGGUAUCUUCCAAGCCAUCAAAGGUUUUCGGAAUUCGCCAGUGGGAGUCAACCAUAGACUACGAGGGAGUCUGACAGCCAUUAAGACCAGGGCGCCACAAUUGGGAGGCAGCUUUGCAGUUUGGGGAGGUCUGUUUUCCAUGAUUGACUGCAGUAUGGUUCAAGUCCGAGGCAAAGAAGAUCCCUGGAACUCCAUCACGAGUGGUGCCUUAACAGGAGCCAUCCUGGCGGCAAGAAAUGGACCGGUGGCCAUGGUUGGGUCAGCUGCAAUGGGUGGCAUUCUCCUAGCUUUAAUUGAAGGAGCUGGUAUCUUGUUGACAAGAUUUGCCUCCGCACAGUUUCCCAAUGGUCCUCAGUUUGCUGAAGAUCCCUCCCAGUUGUCGUCAGCCCAGUUACCAUCCUCCCCUUUUGGAGACUAUCGACAAUACCAGUAAGGACUGCUGCCCUGGAUUUAGGCGAAAGAGCUAUAGUUCAAGAAGGAUUUGGGAAGACCAAGCCACAGUCUGUUUUUAAAACAAUGGUGGGACAACUACGCCCAUACAGGCUCUGAGAAGACAUUGAGCACCUUUCUUUUUCCUAUUUAAAGGAACGUGGGGGGAAGUAUUAAAGGAUGAAAAACAUUUAUUUAUUCACACUUGGAUUGCAUUUGUGAUCAAAAUAAAUGCCUAGUAGCAUCCAUAGAAAAAUCUCUAGGUGCUUAGAAGAUGAAGGAGCAAGGACAGAAACCAGUGACACAUGACCACCAUUUCCUCGGGGACUGCUCUUCCUGGUUUUGCGUGUGCUGUUAUUCAAACAAUAAAGACUCCUGGAACUUGCUCUUUCUUUUAA
Molecule: messenger RNA, 936 nt
Organism: Echinops telfairi (small Madagascar hedgehog)
Lineage: Eukaryota; Metazoa; Chordata; Mammalia; Afrosoricida; Tenrecidae
Gene: TIMM17A
Product: translocase of inner mitochondrial membrane 17A
Exons: 6
Coding region: 27-542 (171 amino acids)
Biological process (GO): protein import into mitochondrial matrix
Cellular component (GO): TIM23 mitochondrial import inner membrane translocase complex; mitochondrial inner membrane
Molecular function (GO): transmembrane protein transporter activity
Source: RefSeq, a predicted model, not a curated record